AUUGAAAAAAUAAAGGAACACAAAAAACCAAAAUGAUUAUGACAGUUGCUUCUACAUGAACCAAAUUGCAACAAAAUCUAUGCAUCAAAUGUGUAGCAUGUUUGGAUUUGUGGUGACUUGAGAAUGCAUGUGUGUUGGUUCAAACUCUAAGAAGCAGCUUUUGGCUAGCUUUGUAGCUAAUGCAUGAUUAUACAACAAAAGGAAAACACAGUGACAAAUAACACUAAAAAGGAAGUUAAUUAAUUACGGUCAUCCUCAUCAGUUGCUCGAAAUGAGAUUUGUGGUCGUUGCGAACCAAAAAUCGCACAAGUCAAUUUCCAUUUAAGCUUGGAGAGAAAAGAUGAAGUCGUGGAAGAGGUACUGGAAGACAACAGUAGAUGUAUAACUUUGCGAGGAAAGUGGAAAUGAGCACAAAGCUAUCUCAAAUGUGGCUUCAAAAGGGAUGAAAUCUAAGACAACAGUAGUGUAGCCAUGCUAUAAACUAGUAUUUAACACCCCUGCAAAGAAGGAGGAAACUAUAUCUCUGUCAACAAAAUUGUUUAUUAAUUUUAUUUUUGCAAAAAAUGUAUUGAAGAACUUGUAGACAAAAUUAUUUUUGAAGAACUGAAUGGAAUAUGCAUUCACAAAUUCCAUUUGCAGUUUUUUAUUAUAAUGUUUUUUUGUAAAGCAUGCAGUUUUUUUAUUAUUAAAUCCGUCAACAACUAAUAUUUUAUUCCAUUAACUGAGGCGGCUACAUGCAUCAAAUUAUAAUAUUUUAUUAAAUAACAUAUUCUAGUAACUUGCACUAUUUAACAAAGCCAUUAGAAGAUGACUGUUGUUUUAUUGAGAGUCAUCAUCAGUGGUUGACAAAAGCAACACUGCCACAGUCCAAAUUUCAUAGUCAAAGAACAAAAAUAGUAUGAAAGCCAUUGUAAUAACCAAACCAGGUGGACCUGAAGUUCUACAGCUCCAAGAGGUUGAUGAUCCUCAACUCAAAGACGAUGAAGUCCUUAUCCAUGUCCAUGCUACUGCCCUUAACAGAGCUGAUACUGUUCAGAGGGAAGGCUCCUACCCUGUUCCUAAAGGUGCUAGUCCUUAUCCAGGUCUUGAAUGUUCUGGAACUAUUGAAUCAGUUGGCAAAAAUGUUUCCAAAUGGAAAAUUGGUGAUCAGGUAUGUGCUCUUCUAGCUGGAGGUGGAUAUGCUGAGAAAGUAGCUGUUCCUGAGGGACAAGUUCUUCCGGUUCCAACCGGGGUUUCUCUAUCGGAUGCAGCUAGUUUUCCUGAGGUUGCAUGUACUGUGUGGUCAACUAUUUUUAUGACGAGCCGGCUAUCCAAGGGGGAAACCUUGUUGAUUCACGGAGGUUCAAGUGGAAUCGGUACAUUUGCAAUUCAGAUAGCCAAGUACAUAGGAGCAAGAGUAUUUGUUACAGCAGGUAGCGAGGAGAAACUAGAUUUUUGCAAGGAAAUUGGAGCUGAUGUUGGCAUAAAUUACAAAACAGAAGACUUUGUUGCAAGGGUAAAGGAAGAAACCGGUGGACAAGGUGUUGAUGUUAUUCUUGAUUGUAUGGGAGCAUCCUACUAUCAAAGAAAUCUUGAUAGCUUAAAUUUUGAUGGAAGGCUUUUCAUCAUCGGCUUUCAAGGGGGCCUUUCUACAGAGGCAGAUCUACGUCCUUUAGUUGGCAAGCGUCUCACUGUACAAAGUGCUAGCUUGCGCAUGAGAAGUCCUGAAAAUAAAGCUGCGAUCGUUGCUGCAGUGGAGAAGAAUAUUUGGCCUGCGAUUGCAGAAGGAAAGAUUAAGCCCUUGAUUUACAGAUCUUUCCCUCUUUCUGAAGCUGGAGAGGCUCACCGGCUUAUUGAAAGCGGUCAGCAUAUUGGAAAGAUAUUGCUUGUGCCAUGAAAACCGUGGUAAAUACUCGAUGGACAUGACGCAAAAUACUCUUGAAUAAUUUGUGUUUUGAUUUUUGUGUGUUCUGUCUGACCUCACUGUUA
Molecule: messenger RNA, 1968 nt
Organism: Trifolium pratense (red clover)
Lineage: Eukaryota; Viridiplantae; Streptophyta; Magnoliopsida; Fabales; Fabaceae
Product: quinone oxidoreductase PIG3-like
Exons: 6
Coding region: 899-1876 (325 amino acids)
Molecular function (GO): oxidoreductase activity
Source: RefSeq, a predicted model, not a curated record